UAACCAGACUGUCUGCUGACUCUUAUCGACCCUGUAUAUAAUGGGGAAGUUUCAGGCAAACGGUCUGCAGUACAGAGGACGUCAAAGGCUGUUACGAUGCGUGGUAUCUUUGCUAGCUGUGCUCUCGCAGCACUUCUGCUAGCUGUAACCUUGGCACACCCCCACCAUCAUGAGCACCAUCAUCAACACUCCGACCACAGCCACGGUGAGAUGAACUGCCACAAGCUGUCUGCGCCCAACGCCGACUUCAGCUUUAGCCUGUACAAGAGCCUGAACGCCAAGGCUGCCGCUGGGAAGAACAUCUUCUUCUCCCCACUGGGCAUCUCCACCGUCCUGUCCAUGCUGUCCACGGGGGCCCGUGGGGAAACCCACAGGCAGCUCUUCUCCAGCUUGGGCUACAGCGCUUUGGACCAGGCGAAGGUCAACGCAGCGUAUGAGCACCUCUUCCACAUGCUUGGCCACAGCCAGGCGAAUCAGCGGUUGGACGUCGGCAGCGCGGCUGCAGUGCGCUCUGGCUUCAGUCCUCUGGAGACGUUCCUAAAGGAUAUCAAGAAGUUCUACUCUGCUGACAUCUUCAACGUCGACUUCGCACAAGCCGAAGAAGCUGCAGCUGAGAUCAACAGAUUCAUCGCCAGUAAAACAAACGACCUAAUCAAAGAUAUGGUUAAGGACCUGGCCCCUGAAACGGCCAUGGUGCUGAUCAGCUAUGUCUACUUCAGAGGACAGUGGGAGAAACCUUUCGAUGUUAACCUGACCCACAAGGCGGACUUCCAGGUGGACGAAAACACCAAGGUACAGGUGGACAUGAUGAAAAGGAUGGGACGCUUCGACUUCUAUCAGGACUCCGACAACUUCACCACCGUCAUCAUGCUGCCCUACAAGGGCAACACCUCCAUGAUGAUCGUCCUGCCCGAUGAAGGCAAAAUGCAGGAGGUGGAGGCCUCCAUCUGCAAGGACCACAUCAGGCACUGGCAUGACCAGCUCUUCAGGAUGUCUGUGAAUCUGUACCUGCCCAAAUUUUCCAUCACCGCUGAUGCCUCCCUGGCCGACACUCUUAAAGAAUUUGGAGUGACAGACGCUUUCUCAGACAACGCUGACCUCUCUGGCAUGUCUGCUGAGAUCAACCUCAAAGUCUCAAAGAUAUCUCACCAGGCUGUGCUCAGCGUGGAUGAAACUGGAACAGAGGCGGCAGCCGGCAGCACCAUGGAAGUCAUGCCUAUGAGUAUGCCCGAAGAAAUGACACUCAACAGGCCCUUCUUGGUCUUCAUCCUGGAGCACUCUACCAAGAGCAUCCUCUUCAUGGGCAAGAUCAACAACCCCACAGCCGUGUAAAGAUGCUCGGGAAAUGACCGUUGAUCUUUGUUGCAUUUUUUUUCACACUGCAAUAAGUUUGGUUGGCAUCUGAAAAUCUGUUUUAUUUCAGCAAUUGAAUGCUCUGCUGAGAUGUUGCAGUGAAAUCAGGAGAAUGGUGGAGAUGGAAGUAGAGGAUGGUUUGAUUAACUACGCAACAGAUCUGUCAUUAUGUAGCAGAAGUGACACAUUAUCACCACCUGUCAUCUAACCCUGGUGAGGUGAACAAUGUCACGAUACAUCGGUAUUGUAUCCGGUUGAUUGUUGUAUGAUGCAGUUAAUAGGAAACCUGAGGAGAUAUAUCACGUACACAUUGUGUUAUUUGGAUAUUGCUGUUUUAACAAGGUUCAACAUGAAGUGAAAUAAAGGCUUGUCAUGAACAACCAA
Messenger RNA from Limanda limanda (common dab), 1737 nucleotides. RefSeq names its product alpha-1-antitrypsin homolog. Gene Ontology annotation, molecular function: serine-type endopeptidase inhibitor activity. The transcript has 5 exons. The record is from RefSeq and is a predicted model, not a curated record. The coding region runs from base 97 to 1332 and encodes 411 amino acids. Gene Ontology annotation, biological process: negative regulation of endopeptidase activity. NCBI's taxonomy places the organism in Eukaryota, Metazoa, Chordata, Actinopteri, Pleuronectiformes, Pleuronectidae.